Aspergillus homomorphus CBS 101889 is the source of this 2950-nucleotide messenger RNA. RefSeq lists its product as uncharacterized. The transcript is spliced from 3 exons. The record is from RefSeq and is a predicted model, not a curated record. Bases 485 to 2497 code for a protein of 670 amino acids. Lineage: Eukaryota; Fungi; Ascomycota; Eurotiomycetes; Eurotiales; Aspergillaceae.
CACACACACACUCACACAAACACACACACUCUCUCCCUUCUCUCCCUCUUACUCUCUCACGCUCUUCUCCCCUAAAUUCUAUUCUCUUCUCUCUCCCUUCUCUUCUUCACCUCCUCUCCUCGCCUUCUUUCAUUUAUUGAUUUGUUCUCGUCACCUCUCUCCCUGUCGCUAGUUCAAAUCCUCUCCACUCUUUACCUCUCAAUCAGAUUCUAUCAACAAACACCGCCUGCAGAUUUCGUCCUCUGCCGAUCUAGACCGCCGGAACUUGCCCCCAUCUUCUCCCCUCCCGCUCUUCUCCCCCUCGAUCUCGGCCCCGGUCCACAGCCUUAUCCUUACUCCUAUCCGAGACAACCUUCGCCUCCUGGCGCUAUAACUCAAGGAAUAACUGCCGUCGGUUAUCGUCACACGCGCUUGGUUUGAGCUGCAGGAUGCUGUCCGUGGCUUCGGUUAAGAACUGCGGUCUUUGUCGAUACCUAUACUCCUGAUGUGCGAUGACCUCAGAGCAAUGACUUCCACCAAAAGCGCCACCUCCGCACGAAAAAGGGACGCCAUUCAUUUCGUCAAUGCGCGUCCAACCUCCGAAAAUGAGCGAUUGAAGAUACAGCGUCUGGUUCGCGCCCACGUCGGCAAAUGGAUUUCCGACCAGACCAAGGAUCGUUCGGCUCUGCCCGACUGUCCGAACACCAGUGGACGCUGCAACGCCGACCCCGGUCCCCACGCCACCAGCAGUAAUGGCCGCAGUGUGACCUGUCAGUCUACCUCCUCCAGCGAGGAGUCAGCAGGAUACUUGGAUCAGACGGUCUUGGAUAGGGGUUACUUGACCCCCCCGGCCACUUCUCCGCUCAGCUCCUCCGCCUCUUCCUCCCCGUCACCCCCACCUCUCCCUAGCCAAUAUCUGCACAAUGUAUCGCCGUCCAUUCGAUUCGCUCCCUCCGAUUCCAUCAAUUUGCAACUUAUCCGAUCGUCGAGCCGAAGCCCGGUGGAUCAUCCCAUGACUGAGGCCGAUCGAUCCAGUCCGGACAAUAUCUCUCUAUCCGCCCCGCACAAGUCGCGACCCGGGCUGUUCGGAUCUCGACCAAAUUCUUCGGAGUCGGAUGAGGGGUCUCGCGCCUUGUUAAUGACUUCGUCAAGCUCGUGUUUCACCCCGGGCUAUGUCGAUAUAUUUGGCGCAGGUCGAUUCGAUCCGUUCCAGACACAUCCUGUGAACUCGCUGAACAUGUCAAAGAAUGAAGUCGUGGCUUCGGAAUAUUAUUGCCUGGAAGUCCUCUGGCCCGGCCUCACCCCGGUUUCACCUGGCCAUGACGCUAAUCCCGCUAGCACCAAUUGGUUUCCGCUGGCGUUAGCUGACCCGACCUUGUUCACGGCCUUUGUCUUCGGUUCACUAUCCCAUAAGAGAGUCCAAUGGUUGAAAGGCACGAUUCCGGCGCACGCUUUCCUACCCUCCGAGCAACAAAUGCUGCAAUUGUGCGAAACGGAAACCAUUCGGAAUGUGACGCGGGAGGUCAGCGACCCCACCCGGGCGGUCUGCGAUGCAGUUAUUCUCAGCGUCAUCUGCAUGGCGCACAAUGUGGCCGACAAUGAGCAUAUGAAGGGCCAGAAGCUGCCGUUUACUGCUCCGAUGCAACGAUUGCAGUGGCUAGACAUCUAUAGCAGUCUUCCGCCUAAUCUGGUGCAUAUCAAGGGCUUAACUCAGAUGGUCAAGAUGCGUGGCGGUCUUGAGAACCUGACUCUCCCAGGUCUGGCCCCAACUUUAUGUUUCUCCGAUCUCGUCACUUGCAGCACUUUUCUCUCGCCGCCUGUGUUUGAUUUCAUGCCUCUGCGCGAAGAACGGAAGGGUCUCACGAUGCAAGAUAUGCUGGGUUACAGCAUGGUAGAUGUUGAGCGUCGGUUUGGUCCUUUGCGCGAGAUUGGGUUCACAUCAGAAAUGGUGGAGGUGUUCUACGGCAUGCAAGCUUAUAUCAAGCUUGUUGAGUCCCACAUGACAACGCAGCACUGCAACCCAGAUUAUUCGCUUCUCUCUGACCAGCGGAACCUCGUGCACUACAAUCUACUCUCCCUUCCUGCCCUCAGCUCAUUCGACCGGUUUUCGGACUACCAACCCCAUGAGAUCAUGUAUGAGAUCUGCCGGCUGGCCGGUCUCAUCUUCGGCGUCGGUGUGGUGCUACCGCUUCAAGCCCAGAGCGCGCCACUAGCACAGCUCGCCACAUUUAUCCAGGAAGCCUUGUACAUCUCCAAAUCUCCCUUCUCCUGGGACCAUCCGCAGGCUCGCACCGCUCUGUUCUGGGUCCUUUUUCUCGGCGGGAUAGCCGCGGAAGACCGGCCCGAGCGCGCCUGGUACGUCGAGCUCAUCAGUCAAGUGGCCGGCAGCCACGGCAUCUACACCUGGGAUGAAGCACGCAAGAUCCUCCGUGUGAUGCUCUGGUAUGACCGAGCCUGUGAACGCGGAGGCCGGAAGCUGUGGCUUGAGGUGAAGCGGUCGGGUCUCUCGUCCUCUUAAGCACCAGUCUUCUUCCCAAGACAUGGACCUCCUUCAAGCUCUCAGCAAUCACUGGCCUUUCUACUCUCCUUCCGACCCUGCUCUCAACCGCCAAGCACUCAUUCACAAGCUUACCUCAAGCCCCAACCCCAGACCAGAGAACAACGGAGGAAACAAGCACCAACCCUCCCUCCCUACCAACACCCCCACCUGAAACUAAAUAUACUAUACGACUUUACGAAGGUUACGAAGCAGCCGACGAACAUGGCGAAAGCGAAGAGCGAGUCGUCCCUGAUCACGCUCUCGCAGUCCACCACUCCCUUCUUGUAACCACUACUUUAUCUAUAACCCUUUUUAUUUUAUGUUUUACUGUCUUUUCUUAGUCUUGCCAUCGUUCUUCGGCAAUUUUCUCAGUCGUUGCUUAUUCCCACGAUCAAUCUUGUGAUACUAUAGAUAUAUUUUAACUAACCGACU